AUGAUAACCCAAGAGCAUAAAAGUGCACUUAAAAGAACCCUGAUGCAGCUCUCUAAUUCUUUGUUGUCUACUAGUUUUGUCUUGGGAGUUCCAAGGAAAAGGAAGCACAAGCAUAAAGCUUGCUGCGAUCUAUGUGAAUCUCAGAAUACCUCAGAAGUUAAAGAAAGAAUAAUCUCAAAAAUAGAUUUCCCUAAGUCCCCUCCUCAAUAAGCGAACAAAAACAUUAGAAAAAUCCUUAAUUUUUUUGCCCAAAAAACCACCCUCAGUGAGCUAACAAAAAUUUUUUUAAUAGAAAAAUUUUUUAUGGGAAAAAAAUUUGAUAUAUAAGUGAUAAUUAGUAUAAUGAAAUCUUGAGCUAAUUCUGUUUAAUUUUAAACAAAUCGCGUUUUAAAUCACAAAUUUUACAAAUUAAACUAAAUAUUUACUUCUCAAUUUUUACAAAUUAGAAUAUUUUUAAAUUCUGAAAAAAAUAAUUUUCUAUAAAAUAUAUAAAUUUUUUUAUAAAAAAAUUAACCUUCCUUAAGCGAACAAAAAUUUUGUUUGCUCACGGAGGGGGAGUAAGCAGAAAAAAUCAAAAAGAAAGGUGAUUGUUCCUCUAACCAAUAAAGACUUAUUGGUUGAUUGUACAAGCGAAGAAAAAGAAGCCAUUCGAAUCUACGUUAACACUCAUCCUGGAGACAUAAAAGACCAACGAUACUGAAAAGAAAUCAGUGACCAUCUAUCCUUAAACUACACCCCAGAAAUGAUGAGACUCAUCUAUGUCCAAUAUUAUGAAGAGAAACUUAAAAGCAAUGAGGCUCAGCUUAUUAAAUACGAAACCGAAGAGGAUUUUUGCAAAUCUGAAAAUGGCUUUUCAAUCCAAUUAAUGCCAGCCCCAAGACGAAAAAUUUAUUCUUUGCCAAAAAUAAUUAUCAAGCCAAAAAUCAUUGUACCGAUAAAAAAAGAAGAAAAAUCAAAAGAAAUUGAGGAUAAUUCAGAAUUAGAAAGACUAAUAAAAAUCAGCAGCGAAGGAAAAAUAAUGGAAAAAUUCAAAAAAGUCGUGAAAAAAUGCAGAGAAUUUUAUGGGAAUUUUGUGACAGAAAGAGAAGUCCUUGAAGUUUUAACUAAAAAUGACGGCGAUGUAAAAUUGACACUAGAAUACUUUCAGCCAGAACUUGAAAAAAUUGAAAUUGCUAGCAAGGAAGCCAAAAUCCCCGAAAAAUUCCAAAAAAUCGUAGAAAAAUGCAGAGAAUUUUCUAAUAGAAACCUUUCUGAAGCUGAAGUGCUAGAAACCCUUUCCAAAUACUCAGGGGACAUAAAGCAGACCCUUAUCUAUUUUCAGUCAAUAAAUAACUUACCUGUUUAA
This is a messenger RNA of Blepharisma stoltei, 1345 nucleotides long. NCBI's taxonomy places the organism in Eukaryota, Ciliophora, Heterotrichea, Heterotrichida, Blepharismidae. The record is from the annotation of a GenBank genome assembly.